AUGUCCCUCCCGAGCUCCCGCACCCGCUGGGUGAGCGACUUCUUCUCCUACGAGACCACCAAGUCGGUGGUGGUGAAGAGCUGGGUGGUGGGCGUCGUCAACCGCGGCGUCCAGCUCCUCAUCCUCGCCUACUUCGUCGGCUGGGUGUUCCUCCAUGAGAAAGCGUACCAGGUGCGGGACACCGCCAUCGAGUCCUCCGUGGUCACCAAGGUGAAGGGCGUGGGGCGCUACGCGGGGCAGGUGAUGGACACGGCCGACUACGUCACGCCCCCCCAGGGCACCUCGGUGUUCGUGGUGGUCACCAAGCAGAUCCGGACCGAGGAGCAGGCGCAGGGCGUGUGCCCGGAGAGCGAAGCCGCGUUCCACUGCUCGGCGGACCGAGACUGCCGGGAGCUGAGCCCGGGCACGAGCAACGGGGUGCUGACAGGGCGCUGCGUCCCCUACAACGCGACCCUGCGCACCUGCGAGAUCCAUGGCUGGUGCCCGCCCGAGGUGGACACCAUUGACGUCCCCGUCAUGCUGGAAGCUGAGAACUUCACCCUCCUCAUCAAGAACAGCAUCCGCUUCCCGCUCUUUGGCUUCGAGAAGACCAACCUGCCACCCCCUGGCAGUGGGGUGGAGCUGGGCCGGUGUCGCUUCCACCCACAGCUGCAGCCCCUGUGCCCCAUCCUGCGCCUGGGGGACGUGGCACGUCUGGCUGGGCAGGACUUCCCUGCGCUGGCUGCCACCGGGGGGGUGCUGGGGAUCAAGAUCGGGUGGGUGUGUGACCUGGACCGGGCCUGGGAGCGCUGCCUGCCCCGCUACUCCUUCACCCGCCUGGACAGCCUGGCCCGGACCCCUGCCCCUGGAUACAACUUCAGGCACGCCAGGUACUACCGCUGGCCCGAUGGCUCCGAGCGCCGCACCCUCAUCAAGGCCUUUGGGAUCCGCUUCGAUGUCCUGGUGUAUGGCAGCGCCGGCAAGUUCGGCAUCGUGCCCACCCUCAUCAACACGGUGGCUGCUUUCACCUCCAUCGGUGUGGGCACGGUGCUGUGCGACAUCAUCCUGCUCAACUUCCUCAAGGGCGCUGAGCACUACAAGGCCCGCAAGUUCGAGGAGGUGUCAGAGGCAGGCGUGCCUGCCACCCCCUCAGCGUGUCCCCCCGGGGCGCUGGGGACCUGCUCCCGGGACAAGCAAUCCACCGACUCGGGUACCUUCUCCCUCGGCCUCUAGCCCGGGGGCCAUGGGGCAGCUCCUGCCUGCCCACCACGCUGUGGGGCAGCCGAGACCCCCGUCGGGCUCCUAUUGCCCCCCAGUCCCCAGUGCUCCCUCUGUGAGCCCCAUCAGCAUCUGACUGCCCCCAGUGCCCACCCCGGGUACAUCCCAGUGUCUCCA
Molecule: messenger RNA, 1374 nt
Organism: Melospiza georgiana
Lineage: Eukaryota; Metazoa; Chordata; Aves; Passeriformes; Passerellidae
Gene: P2RX3
Product: purinergic receptor P2X 3
Exons: 12
Coding region: 1-1212 (403 amino acids)
Biological process (GO): response to ATP; monoatomic cation transmembrane transport
Cellular component (GO): nuclear inner membrane; plasma membrane
Molecular function (GO): extracellularly ATP-gated monoatomic cation channel activity; ATP binding; purinergic nucleotide receptor activity
Source: RefSeq, a predicted model, not a curated record